This is a messenger RNA of Neomonachus schauinslandi (Hawaiian monk seal), 1416 nucleotides long. RefSeq names its product zinc finger protein with KRAB and SCAN domains 7-like. The transcript is spliced from 3 exons. The record is from RefSeq and is a predicted model, not a curated record. Gene Ontology annotation, molecular function: RNA polymerase II cis-regulatory region sequence-specific DNA binding; DNA-binding transcription factor activity, RNA polymerase II-specific. Lineage: Eukaryota; Metazoa; Chordata; Mammalia; Carnivora; Phocidae. Bases 1 to 1143 code for a protein of 380 amino acids. Gene Ontology annotation, biological process: regulation of transcription by RNA polymerase II.
AUGAGACAGAAAUUCAUCAAAAUCCUGGAGGAGAACACAGACAGCAACCUCUUCUACCUUGGCUACAGCAAAUUCUUGCAAGACAUAUCUCCAAAGGGACAGAAAUUUUAUCAAUGUGAUGAAUGUGGUAAAGCUUUCAAUUGGAGUUCACACCUCAUUGGGCAUCAGAGAAUCCACACUGGAGAGAAGCCCUAUGAGUGUAAUGAAUGUGGUAAGACCUUCAGGCAGACCUCUCAGCUCAUAGUUCAUCUCAGAACCCACACAGGGGAAAAGCCCUAUGAGUGCAAUGAGUGUGGAAAGACUUACCGACACAGCUCCCAUCUUAUUCAACACCAGAGACUCCAUAAUGGUGAGAAACCAUAUAAAUGUAAUGAAUGUGGAAAAGCUUUCAAUGAGAGUUCCAAACUUUUUGACCACCAAAGAACCCAUACUGGGGAGAAACCUUAUGAAUGCAAUGAGUGUGGGGCUGCCUUUAGUCGGAGUAAAAAUCUCGUCCGACAUCAGAGGAUCCAUACUGGGGAGAAGCCUUAUGAGUGUAAUGAAUGUGGCAAGGCCUUCAGUCGGAGUAAAUGUCUUGUUCGACAUCAGAGCCUCCACACUGGGCAAAAACCAUACAAAUGUAAUGAAUGUGGGAAAGCCUUCAGUCAGAUCUCUCAACUUGUUGACCAUGAGCGAAUUCAUACUGGAGAAAAACCUUUUGAAUGUAAUGAGUGUGGUAAGGCAUUCAGUCUGAGUAAAUGUCUUAUUCGACAUCAAAGACUUCACACAGGUGAAAAGCCCUAUAAAUGUAAUGAGUGUGGAAAAUCCUUCAAUCAGAGCUCAUACCUCAUUAUACACCAGAGAAUUCACACUGGUGAGAAGCCUUAUGAAUGUAAUGAGUGUGGGAAGGUCUUCAGUCAUAAUUCUAGCCUUAUGGUUCAUCAGAGAACCCAUACUGGGGAGAAACCCUAUAAAUGUAGUGAUUGUGGGAAAGCUUUUAGUGACAGCUCACAGCUCAUUGUGCACCAGAGAGUUCACACAGGAGAGAAACCCUAUGAAUGUAUUGAGUGCGGGAAAGCCUUCAGUCAGCGUUCCACUUUUAAUCACCACCAGCGAACUCACACUGGAGAGAAGCAUUCAGCUCUGGUUCGCACAGUUUAUUGAGACAUGAUUCUCUAAGAUAGCAAGAUAUUUUGAGUUAAUCUUUCCUUGUAAUAAAGAUACUCACCCUGAUCUCCUCUUGGAAUCACUAAUCAAUGAGGGCCAUUCCCUCCAUUCUUUCUGCUUGAAAAUGAAGGUGGGAGAGUCACAGGGCCCUCCUUCCCAGCUAUGAGGGAAGUAAGGACUACACAUUUCUUGGACUUGUAGAUUCCCUCCCUCCCUUUCUCCCUCCCUCCCUUCCUUCCUUCUCUUUCUCUCUCCUCUCUUUUUUGUUUA